AUUUGAAGAACUUUAACUAGUCCCGCAAGAUCAUGGAUUCGAGCACUACUAGCGACUGUGGCCAAGACGUGGUGCUGACGGGUAUAUCAGGCCGCCUGCCCGAGUCCGACAACAUCCAGCAGUUCGCAGAGCAGCUGUUCGAUGGCGUGGAUCUCGUCACUGCGGACAAUCGUCGCUGGAUACCCGGUGUGUAUGGACUACCAGAGCGGAGCGGUAAACUUAAAGAUCUAACGCACUUUGAUGCGAUGUUCUUCGGUAUCCACGCGAAGCAAGUGAACGUUAUGGACCCGCAACUGAGGCUACUGCUUGAGGUGGCCCACGAGGCCAUCGUGGACGCGGGGCUCAGCCCCGCCGAGCUGCGCGGCUCGUGCACCGCCGUCUACGUUGCCAUCGGCGGCUCCGAAAGCGAAGAGCACUGGUGCGCUGAUCCUGAUAAAAUUAACGGUUAUGUUUUAACCGGCUGCAGCCGUACCAUGUUUCCCAACCGAAUUUCGUAUACCUACGACUUAAAAGGACCUUCAAUUGCCGUCGAUACAGCCUGCUCUAGUUCCAUGACUGCGUUAACACAGGCGGUGGAUGCGAUCCGCGCAGACCAGUGUGAUGCCGCUAUUAUUGCUGGAACGAAUAUUUGUCUCAAUCCUAUUACAUCGCUCAACUUCCACCGACUGAAUACGUUGUCGCUGGAGGGGCGCUGUGCCUCGUUUGACGCGAGUGCAAAUGGCUAUGUUAGAUCUGAAGCAGUCAUGGCCGUGUUAUUGCAACGCCGUAAAAAUGCGCGCCGAUUGUACUGCACUGUACGUGGCGCUCGUAUGAAUACCGACGGUUACAAGACGCAAGGCCUUACUUAUCCAAUCGGGGACAUGCAGUAUCGACUUGCGAAGGAGACCUACGAGGAGGCAAACUUGCGGCCUCAGGAUGUCAUGUACGUGGAAGCACAUGGUACUGGCACUAAGGUGGGCGACCCGGAGGAAGUUACUGCAAUCGCACAACUGUUUUGCAAGAACCGACAGGCUCCAUUGAUGCUGGGCUCCGUCAAGUCUAACAUGGGGCACGCAGAGAUUGCCUCAGGGCUCUGUUCCAUUGCUAAAGUAGUGCUAGCAAUGGAGCGAGGUGUUAUCCCCGGGAACCUGCAUUUUAAAGAGCCAAAUCCUGUGAUUCCUGCGCUAAACGACGGGUCUAUCAAAGUGGUGAACAAGAAUACAAUGUGGUCGGGUGGCUUAGUAGGAAUCAACUCUUUCGGAUUCGGCGGAGCCAACGCGCAUGUGAUCCUGGAGUCACAGCGCAGCGCGCGGCUGUCGCCCGCCGAGUACCCGGUGCCACGGCUGGUGCUGGCUUCGGGCCGAACCGGCGAGGCUGUGGAUAAAAUGCUUCAACUAGCGGCUAAGCAUCCGCACGAUGCAGAAUUACACGCUCUUAUAGACGCUGUGCAUGCGCAAGCGAUACCGAACCACCCGCGACGCGGUUACGCCGUACUGGGUGCGCCCGUGACAGAAGUACUUGAGAGCGCCGAGCGGCGCCCUGUGUGGUUUGUGUUCAGCGGCAUGGGCUCACAGUGGGCCGGCAUGGCGAGCGAGCUGUUACGUCUGCCGACUUUCGCGGCGAGUAUCGCACGCUCGGCGGUGGCACUUAAGCCAUACGGCCUAGAUCUCCAGUACAUAGUCGCGGAGGCACCAAGAGCUGCAUUUGACGACAUCAUCUAUUGUUUUGUUUCCGUCACCGCCGUUCAGGUGGCGCUGCUUGACGUGCUGCGCGAGCUUGGUGUGCGCCCCGACGGCAUCAUUGGACACUCCCUCGGCGAAAUAGCCUGUGCAUACGCGGACGAGGCGCUGUCGGUGGAGCAGGCGGUGCUGUGCGCGUACUGGCGCGGGCGCUGCACGUUGGAUGCGCGCCCGGGCCUCGGCGCCAUGGCCGCCGUCGGGUUGUCCUGGGCCGACGCCGAGCGUCGCCGCCCCACUGACGUCGAACUCGCCUGCCACAACGGACCGGACAACGUCACGAUAUCAGGUCCUUCAACGUCCGUGGAGCAGUUCGUAAGCCAGUUAUCAUCAGAAGGUGUGUUCGUGAAGGCCGUGGACACCGGGAACAUAGCGUUCCACAGCUCGUGUAUUGCGGAGGUGGCUCCUAUGAUGAUCGAACGGCUGAAGCAGGUCCUCCCCGAGCCCACACCGCGGAGCGCGCGAUGGCUUUCGACUUCUCUACCGGCUGAACAAUGGGACUCAGACCUAGCAAAGUUCAGCAGCGCCGAGUAUCACGUGAACAACCUGGUGUCGCCGGUGCUGUUCGCCGACGCUCUGGCGAAGGUGCCGGCGCGUGCGCUGCUCAUAGAAGUGGGGCCGCAUGCUCUGCUGCAGGCAGUUUUGCGGCGUUCCAUGAGAGAGGCGGCGCACGUGCCCCUGGUGCUUCGUGACUCGCCCGACACGCUCGUGCAUCUGCUCGCCGCUAUAGGCAAGGCUUACGCGUACGGCGCCCAGCCACAGGUUUCGCGCCUAUACCCUCAUGUUUCAUUUCCUGUGUCCCGCGGUACGCCAGGGCUGGCUUCACACGUAGCCUGGGACCACUCCAUCGAGUGGGACGUGCCUGACUUCUCCAAGGGCCGGUGCGAGAGCGUCGUCAACUUCGACCUCGACAACCCUGAUGACGCCUUCAUCGCCGGUCACAACAUCGAUGGGAGGGUGCUCUUCCCCGCUACGGGAUACAUUAUGUUGGUGUGGCGCACUGUGGCAAAGAUGCACAGUUUGGAUUUAGAAAGCACAGCGGUGGUUUUUGAGAACGUUCAGUUCCGUCGAGCCACCAUCGUGCUACGUGACGCACCACUGCGGUUCUACAUCACGGUUUUGAGGACCACAGGAGAAUUUGAGGUCUGCGAGGGAGGCACAGCUGUAGCCACGGGUACGGUGCGGCUCGCUGUCGACUCCGCCACUGAGUUCCUACCCGCUGAAGUGCUGUCCGAAGUAGACGACCACGAGAACCUACCUCCCCUUGACUCCGAAGAUAUCUACAAAGAAUUUCGACUCCGAGGAUACAACUUUAAAGGCCUAUUUUGCGGAAUCAAAUCCUCAGACGCGCGUGGCACUCGCGGUCUGGUCAAAUGGGAGGGCAAUUGGAUCACUUUUAUGGAUUCAACUCUGCAAUUUGGCCUAAUAGGCAACGAUACUCGUGCGCUGUAUGUACCAACUCGUCUGCAGCGUUUAGUCAUCGAUCCAAAAGUACAGCGAGAGGCGUUAAACGCGGAGACCAAUACUGUACCUAUCAAAUGCUGUCCCGACAUUGACGUUGUUGUGUGUGGCGGUGUAGAAUGUCGAGGCAUGAGUGCCUCACGGGCACCACACCGCGUGAACGUCCAAGCCACACCUACUAUUGAAAAGCAUGUAUUCGUACCCUUUGAAACAACGCAUUUUGAUCAGAAAGAGUGUUCCAGGAGAUUUGCACUUUCUGUCGCUCUGCAGCUAGUGAUUGAGAACUGCAGUUCGCUGCAACUGACGCUUGCAGAGUUCGCGUUCCAGCGGCCAUUGGAUGAACUGCUACUACCACACGUUAUGCAAGCUCUAGAAGUGGAACCAUCGACUCGCAGAUUGCGCGUGGAGGCAACGUUGGCAGCGGGCGGCGAUGUAGCGAAAUACACCGCAUUCAUGGAACCACUGCAGGUCAAGGUGUCAAGUAAGAGCACGGUUCUGGAGCAGUGUAAUUUGAUAUUGGAUAACAACAUGUCCUCAAUAGGUACGCCGAUUGCACGGGACGGGAGUCCGGUCAAGUCGAAUGGUUUGUCUAACGCACCAAACUAUGAGCUAGAUUCGAUCAAUGGUGCGUCAAUUUGUUCGUCCAACAAAGCGUCGAUGAACGGUGGGCAGAAGGCACCAAAUGGUGUUCCAACUCCGAAGAACGACGUAGCAAGGGUGGUGAACGAUGUAUCGGUCCCAAAUAACGGUCUGGCGAAGGCACCUAAUACUGUCCCGAUCUGUGACACAAAAGCGCCGAACGUUAGGCCGAUCUCGACUAACGGUGCGCCGAAGAUGCCGAAGGAUAUACCGGCCUCGAAGAAUGGUGUACCAAUGGCAUCAAACGGUGUAAACAUGGCGAAAAAUGGUGUGUCGACGCCGCCGACCAGUGUGCUGCCCGUGCCAAAUGCGAAUGGUGACUUUGUGCUGCUGAAGGAGACGGUUGGCACAUUCGACGACACAACAGUACAAAAGCAGAUAGCAGCUACUGGAUUAAGAAUGGUAUCGCAUAUACGCACCGCGUCGUGUGACUACAUGCUGCUACGGCGUGUAGUGACCGUGCCGACGACGAAGGUCGUCAUCCAAGUGCGUGACGACGACUACGCCUGGGUGGAGGAACUGAAGGACGCCAGGAAGCGCGCCGAGACAGAGGACAUGCGUGUAUACGUGUGGUCGAAUUCCAGUGAAUCUGGUGUGCAGGGCUUGGGAACGUGUUUGCAACGAGAGCCCGGCGGCCACCGUCUCCGCGUUUACUACAUUCCUGAAAGUAAGGAAUCGUUCAACCCUGAUGCGCCGGCGUUUAAGAAGCAAGUUCAACGAGACCUUGCCUUCAACGUGCUACAAAAUGGUGUCUGGGGAACCUACCGCCAUCUAGCACUCGAGAUUACUGACACUCAAAAGCAGGUGGAGCAUGCGCAUGUAAUCACACAGACCCGUGGUGACCUAUCUUCUCUGUGUUGGGUUGAAACUGACUUGCAGCAAGAGAUGGUCGCCCACCAUCAAAGAAAAGUCCUGUGUCACAUUUAUUACUCAUCGCUCAAUUUCCGAGACAUUAUGAUCGCUACUGGCAAGAUCUUCCCAGAAGAAGAUCCCAUCUUUAAGGAAAGUAUACCUCUCGGCUUUGAGUUUAGUGGCUGCUUGCCAACUGGCAAGCGCGUGAUGGGUAUAGUUCCGUUUAAAGGAUUAGCGACAACGGUGAUCGUUGACGAGUCUAUGUUGUGGAAGGUACCAAUUCAGUGGUCGCUGGAGGAGGCGGCAACCGUGCCCGUGGCUUACAUGACGGCGUAUUACGCUCUUACAGUCCGUGGACGUAUGCGCCGAGGUGAAAGCAUAUUGAUUCACGCAGGUGCCGGUGGCGUAGGUCAAGCGGCCAUUGCUAUCGCACUGAACGCGGGUUGCACUGUCUUCACAACUGUGGGCAUGCCUGAAAAGCGUGAUUUUCUUUUGGAGCGCUUUCCACAGCUUCUGGAUGCCAACAUAGGUAACUCACGUGACUGCUCGUUCCAACAACUUGUACUUAGUCGCACGCGAGGCCGCGGCGUCGAUCUCGUGCUCAAUUCACUUGCGGGUGACAAGCUACAAGCGUCGGUUCGCUGCCUCGCCACGGGCGGCCGGUUCCUGGAGAUCGGCAAAGUGGACCUCAGUGCCAACAGAGCGCUAGGCAUGGCCGUGCUGUUAAAGAACACGACAGUGCACGGCAUUAUGCUGGACACGCUUUUUAACUCACACGAUUUACCUGAGAGAAAAGAGACUUGGCGCUGCAUGGACGAAGGUAUCGCGUCAGGCGUCGUGCGUCCACUGCCUGCCACAGUUUACCCUGACAAUCAGCUGGAGCAAGCCUUUCGAUAUAUGGCAACGGGAAAACACAUCGGCAAGGUACUUAUCCGAAUACGUGAAGAGACUGAAGAGGUGGAGAAUGGCAGUGAGCUGGCGCCAGCGCGUCUUAUUUUCGCCAUACCGCGCACUUUCUUGCACCCUGGAAAGAGCUAUGUUCUCGUCGGCGGACUAGGCGGUUUCGGCCUGGAGCUGGGAGAGUGGCUGAAAAGUUGCGGCGCGCGCACGCUCGUGUUUAACUCGCGCAAUGGUGUACGCACAGGGUAUCAAGCCUGGUGUAUCCGACGAUGGCGCGAAGCAGGCAUACAAGUACAGUUAUCGACAGACGACGUAACGACGGUGGCGGGCGCGCGCGCGCUGUUUCGCUCGGCGGCGGCGCUCGCGCCGAUCGGCGGGGUCUUCAACGUCGCCGUCGUGCUGCGCGACGCAUUUCUCGAGAACCAGACGCCGGUCAUGUUCCACGCUGUCGCCGCGCCAAAGAUCGACGCGACACGUGCACUAGAUCUGGCGGCUCGUGAGUUAGCGCCGGAGCUGGAACAUUUCGUGGUAUUCUCUUCUGUAACUUGCGGGCGCGGCAACGCCGGUCAAAGCAACUACGGUCUCGCUAACAGCGCCAUGGAGCGCGUCUGCGAACGCCGUCAGGAAGACGGACUGCCGGCGCUGGCGGUACAGUGGGGUGCAGUUGGCGAUGUGGGGGUGCUCGCUGCAAUGAGCGGUUACGAAGAUGUCGAGAUUGGCGGCACUGUGCCGCAGCGCAUUGCAUCGUGCCUGGCCACGUUGGGUUCUUUGCUAGCGUCACCACAUGCAGUGGUCUCGUCCUUGGUGCUUGCCGACAGGCGCCGCGUGAAAGAAACAUCUGCGCAUAGCCUCGUGCAGGCCGUUGCCAAUAUCCUUGGUUUUAAGGAUCUGAGUAAGAUACCAGAGACGUCGACAUUGGCUGAAUUGGGAAUGGACUCACUGAUGAGUGCCGAGAUAAAGCAGACUCUAGAGCGAGGUUACGACUUGAUGCUCAGCGUCCAAGAGAUCCGCGCGCUCACCUUUAGCAAACUGCGCGCCAUGGAUACACCCACACAGGCCGCAACCGUGGACGUCAACAAACAAACAAAGGAGAUUCCUUUAGUUCCUGAGGAAGUGCUUGUUAAGUUGCCUUCGCUACCACCGGGUGAUCCUGAUGACAAACCCGUAUUUAUGGUACAUUCAAUAGAUGGUGUCGUUAAAACGUUGCGUGAUAUAUCUGCCAGCGUGCGAGGCACAGUGUACGGGAUACAAUGCGCCCGAUCGGCUCCGCUUAACGACAUCGAAACUCUUGCUGGGUUUUAUUUGCGACAAAUACGUGCUGUCCAGCCACAUCCACCCUACACGUUGCUGGGCUACUCUUUUGGCACCUCAGUUGUCUUUGAGAUGGCUUUACAACUGGAGCUGAAAGGCUGUGCUGUUCAGCUGGUACUUGUAGAUGGCUCGCCCGACUUUGUUACCUCAAGCGCUAUGCGUGGUUUGAAACGCGAGGUUGGAUUGUUAACGUACGUGGGUAGCCUGUUGUACGAUUUGGAUCCGGUUAAGGUAACAGCCGAACUAAAUAUAUUAUCCAGUUGGGAGGCACGCUUGGCUCGCAUGGCAGAACUCGUUGUUGCCAGUGGUGCGACCGUGGAGACGGCUGUGUUAAGUGAAAUAGCACGGAGUUUUCGCCGCAGACUGGAGAUUGGUAAUCGGUACAAGCCAGCGUCAAACCUAUGCGCGCCAGUGACGCUCUUCGCAGCGAGCUGUCCCGUCAGAUCGGACCUAGAUGAGGACUACGGGCUGCGCGCGCUGUGCGCGGGAGAGCUGCGCACGCGCCGACUGCCCGCCACGCACGGUUCUAUCGUCGCCGGCGCAGCGGCCCGCACCAUUGGUGAUUACGUCUCAGAAAUUAUCGCGGGGAAGUGAUGUUAUAAUAUCUACAAUUGAUACAAACUUUUUUUCUAUAAAAUGGUUUGCCAUUUUACAUGCUUAUGUAAGUAAUUUUAAUAAUAAGUUACUAACGUUUGCCUUUUUGAA
Leguminivora glycinivorella is the source of this 7583-nucleotide messenger RNA. RefSeq names its product fatty acid synthase-like. The transcript is spliced from 26 exons. Bases 33 to 7472 code for a protein of 2479 amino acids. Lineage: Eukaryota; Metazoa; Arthropoda; Insecta; Lepidoptera; Tortricidae. The record is from RefSeq and is a predicted model, not a curated record. Gene Ontology annotation, biological process: fatty acid biosynthetic process. Gene Ontology annotation, molecular function: 3-oxoacyl-[acyl-carrier-protein] synthase activity; fatty acid synthase activity; oxidoreductase activity.